Molecule: messenger RNA, 296 nt
Organism: Dibothriocephalus latus
Lineage: Eukaryota; Metazoa; Platyhelminthes; Cestoda; Diphyllobothriidea; Diphyllobothriidae
Source: the annotation of a GenBank genome assembly
AGCUUACAAGUGCUCUGGCUGACCACGGUAUGAUUGCACUUGAACUGAUGCGGAGAGAUGCAAACGCCGUUCUUCGUCAAAUAGUAUAUGGCAAGGCGGCUGGCGAUUCAGUUGACCUCUUUGCCAACCCGGACAUCUUUGUGCUGGCGCAUGAUGCUGAGGCCGCAGCAAAGCAGGCCCAUCUCCUUUUUUCAACGCCAUCUUCACAAUCCAGUCGCCUAAUUGGCAACAUUCUGGAUUGUACCUGCGCGGUUGUGAGGCCGCACGCUCUCAAUGACGGUUUGUUUGAUUACUAG